Messenger RNA from Salvelinus namaycush (lake trout), 769 nucleotides. RefSeq names its product SAP domain-containing ribonucleoprotein-like. Bases 16 to 651 code for a protein of 211 amino acids. The record is from RefSeq and is a predicted model, not a curated record. The transcript has 11 exons. NCBI's taxonomy places the organism in Eukaryota, Metazoa, Chordata, Actinopteri, Salmoniformes, Salmonidae. Gene Ontology annotation, biological process: poly(A)+ mRNA export from nucleus. Gene Ontology annotation, cellular component: nucleus.
AUUCAGCAAAGCAAGAUGGCUGAAAUUGGGGCGCUCCAGAAACUUAAGCUUGCUGAGCUGAAGCAUGAGUGUGAAGCCAGGGGUCUGGAUGUGAAGGGCAACAAAGUGGAACUGAUCACACGACUACAGGUUCAUCUAGAGGAGCAUGAGGAUGACAUGGGCCUAAAUGAAGAUGAUGUUCUGGGAGAAGAGCCAGAGUACCUCUCGAAAGAUGCGGAUGCCGUCACUGGGGAUAACGACGAGAAACCAGUAGCGGUGUCUGAGAAGGCUGAAAAGAAAGUGGUAAAAAUCACACCUCCAGUGUCUGUGGAUGAGAGGUUACAGAAAAGAGCAGACCGCUUCAAUGUCCCUGCCUCAGCUGACAGCAAGAAGGCCAUACGUGCUGCCCGGUUUGGUUUGCCCGCUGCUGCACCUCCAACUUCCACCACAGGUGUUACUGUGAAUAAAUCCACUCCAGUCAGCGUUGAACAGCUAAAAAAGCGAGCUGAACGAUUUGGCGGGAACGUUUCUUCAGUCUCCAAGAAGGUUGAGGAAGAUGAGAAGCUGAAGAAGCGGAAAGAAAGAUUUGGGAUCCUCACUGGUGCUGUUGCAACUGACGUUGAGGCAAAGAAACAGAAGCGUUCUGAACGAUUUGGAAAUGUGACAGUGUAAUUUGGUAUUUCUAAGUGAUGUUUUAUGCUUUGUUUUUUUUUGUGUGUUGCAAACAUAACUGAAAUGUACUGUAUAUAGCUUGUCAAGUUGUAUUACAUUUGGUCAUUAAAGUAGUUUU